This is a messenger RNA of Arabidopsis arenosa, 1880 nucleotides long. NCBI's taxonomy places the organism in Eukaryota, Viridiplantae, Streptophyta, Magnoliopsida, Brassicales, Brassicaceae. The record is from the annotation of a GenBank genome assembly.
AAGUUUGUCUGUAAAUCAGUUUCUAGAUUGUGGAGAUCUAAAAGACACGAAAUUUGCUGAAAUCUGGUUGAUAUCCCAGAUUUUUUAGAGGGAUUAGGGUAGAUUCUGUAGAAUUUGUGCGGGUUUGAUUGGAAACAUGACGGUGGAGGAAGUUAGUGAUGGUUCUUUGUGGAGUAGGGAGGAUGAUAUUGCCUUUGAGAGAGCUCUAGCUAAUAACACUGAUGAAUCAGAGGAACGGUGGGAGAAGAUUGCUGCUGAUGUUCCAGGCAAAAGUGUUGAACAGAUUAAAGAACAUUACGAGCUUUUAGUUGAAGAUGUUAGUAGGAUUGAAUCAGGAUGUGUGCCUCUUCCUGCCUAUGGGUCUCCUGAAGGAUCAAAUGGUCAUGCUGGUGAUGAAGGAGGAAGUAGUAAGAAAGGAGGUAACAGUCAUGCGGGAGAGUCUAACCAAGGAGGUAAAUCAAAGUCCGAUCAAGAACGACGAAAGGGUAUUGCCUGGACGGAAGAUGAGCACAGGUUAUUUCUUCUUGGUUUGGAUAAGUACGGGAAAGGUGAUUGGCGUAGCAUUUCUCGCAACUUUGUAGUAACAAGAACACCGACCCAAGUCGCUAGCCACGCUCAAAAGUAUUUCAUUCGUCUAAACUCAAUGAAUAAAGACAGAAGGCGAUCAAGCAUUCACGACAUCACAAGUGUUGGCAACGCAGAUGUCUCAACGCCACAAGGACCAAUCACUGGUCAGAACAACAGCAAUAACAACAACAACAACAACGCCAGUUCUCCUGCUGUUGCUGGAGGAGGAAACAAAUCAGCCAAGCAAGCCGUCUCUCAAGCACCACCUGGAGCUCCUAUGUAUGGAACACCCACCAUAGGUCAAUCAGUAGGCGGACCAUUGGUCUCAGCAGUUGGAACACCAGUGAACCUCCCAGCUCCACCUCACAUGGCUUAUGGAGUCCAUGCUGCUCCAGUCCCUGGCUCAGUGGUUCCUGGUGCAGCAAUGAACAUGGCUAAAUCAAUGGAUCGAGCUCUGUCGUGGUUCCGACGUUUAGCAGUUGGGUUUGAGAUGCGAGAAGGAGCAGCUUGGAACGGAGAGCUAACAAAUAAGCAAAUACAUCUGCAAUGGGAGUUGGAAAAGCAGCAAGAUGCAAUGACAUCUGUGAUAGCAAGUUUGAACAAGCAUGGGGAGGGAGUUUAUGUUAUAGCCUCUACUUUCAUGUCCUUGAAAGGGUUGGUCGAGUGCUUGACAUCCCCGGAGGUGGCUAUUCCUGUCAGUGCUCUUGGCGUUGGACCUGUCACCCCUGGGGAUAUCUUCAAGGCCCGUAAACUACAGUUUGCCACUGUCCUCGCGUUUCAAGUCAAGUUGACUCUAAAGGCCAGGCAAGUAGCAGAAGCAUUGGAAGUCAAAGUAAUAUGUGGUGACUCCAUUGAACAACUCUGCCGACUGUUUCGGGAGUAUACCACCAGUGGCAGUGAGCUGCUGCGAGAGGACAGGGCAGUGAGUGAUGAAGCAGUCUUACCAUGCGUCCUCUCCAUGUUACCCAAGUGUGUGCUCAACAAGGAAGACCCAAUUCUCGUGGGAGUUUAUGUUGUUGAGGGUUCUCUCAGGGUAGGGACUCCAUUAUGCAUUCCAGACAAAGCUUUCAUCAAUAUAGGACGGGUUGCAUGGAUUGACAAGGACCAGCAACCUGUCAAGGUUGCAAGCCAAGGCGACAAGGUGAUUAUCAAGAUUGUUGCAGCAGACCCCAAAACAAAACAGUUGAUGUUGGGAAGAGAUUUUGACGUUGGAGAUGUUCUUGUCAGUCGCAUCCCUAGAAGAUCUAUCUACCAUGUGGCCCAUUCCAUCAUUCCAAGCUAAUGACUGGGUCGAACAAAAAUCUCAUCCUCUG